Messenger RNA from Cydia splendana, 2053 nucleotides. RefSeq names its product probable cyclin-dependent serine/threonine-protein kinase DDB_G0292550. NCBI's taxonomy places the organism in Eukaryota, Metazoa, Arthropoda, Insecta, Lepidoptera, Tortricidae. The transcript is spliced from 8 exons. The record is from RefSeq and is a predicted model, not a curated record. Bases 1 to 2052 code for a protein of 683 amino acids.
AUGGAUUUUGAUAAAUAUGUGCACCAUAUUUCACAAAAAUAUCGCCUCGCCGUCGCUAUUUUGGUGAUAAAAACCAAACCGGAGAAUUUAUCAAACGAAGAGUAUUUAAUACAACUUCAAAACAAAAUACGGGAUAUGGAAACUGACCCAAACGAAACUGUGUGUAGCGAAGAUUUUAAUUUUGAUGACGAUGAUAUUUGGAACGAAAAACAACAUGACACACAAAUGCAUUGCACUGAAACUGAUAUUGUAAAUGAAAAUCGGGUAGACUGUUCAGUAGUAGGAAAUGAUAGCCAGGGUAGUCAAACGAUUCUAAAUGAUUCUGUUUUUAACAAUGAUUGCUAUCCGCAAAGAGAUAAUUCUUUAGGAGAUACGAUAAGGUUGCUGAGAGAAGUGUCUACAGUUCAGGCACAGGUAUUUAACUUACCUACUCAUUUGUUGAAACAAUUUCAGCCCGACGUUGACCAAAUGAGUCAAUUGACGUUCUGUGAUAGUCAAAUAAACCCAAAGAACACUGUCACAAAUUGCUGUAACAAACUAAAUGAAAUACAAAAUAAUUACGAGCACCCUAAAAAUAUUGAAAAUGAUAAAAUGGACUCACAAGAAACUCAGCUUUAUACCCUGUAUGGUUUCACGCAAGACUACUCUCAUGUCAGUCAAACUCAGGACGAAUAUUUCAUCAUAUCUGAUAAAUAUAUAAGAAAUAACGCUAACGGUGCACAAUAUAAUGUAAUGGAAGUAAACGAACAGAAUAGAGAUGUGCAAAGAGUUAAUAAUAGUCAAAAUGUGCUGUCAGAAAAUACAAUGCAUGAUAAAGAAAGAGAAAGUAUUGAAAACACAAUUAAUCAAAAUCAGACAGCUGUGAACGUUGAAAAGGAUCUUAGAGAUUCACAAAUACAGUAUAAUUAUCUCAAUGACACAGAAAUUACUCAAAACACUGGAGCAGUAUCUAAAUGCGAUGAUAAUGUAACUAAUAGUGUUGUGAAAUAUAUAGAAAAUGAAAAUAUCCGUAACACAACGACAUUUCAAAAUGAUAUUGCUAAUGCUUUGGAUACAAACAAACACAGUAUUAACAAAACUCUAAACAAUAACAAAUAUGGGAAUAUGACUGAAACGAAUGUAACAAAUACUGUAAAAGAAACAAAUGAUAGUAGCACUUUUUGUAGCCAUAACACAGUGACCAAUGAAUUUACAAACAACAGUGACAAAAACCAAAAUCUUAAACAAGAUAGUCAAUGUAAUAGUGACAUUAACAAAGAAAGGACAGAAAAUAAUAACACUGAUGAUAUGGAACACGGAAUAGAUGAAAAUAUUGAAAUAGCAAUGGAUGUAGAUGAAUCAGAAAGUGAUGAAAAUGUACAAGAAAGAGUGCCGUUCAAAGUUAUUGAAGAAUUGAACAGAGUUAAGACGUUUUUGAACAGGAAAGACAAGAAAUACGAUGGGUAUUCCACUGAUUCUGGGUACAGAAGCGAUUCGCAGCAGAGAAGCUCGCUGAGAAGUUCGUCUCAGCCGUCAGGAGGCUGGUUGAACCAGUCUGCCUUCUGUCUGUUCAACCACAUCAUGCAAGCCAUACCGACUGACGACAUAGUCAAAGAAAUUUCUCAGGUGUUAGGCAAGCUGAUAGACAAGUUACACGAAGACGAAAACUACCCUCCGUUUUUAGAAGAACUACUCGAGACGGUCGACGGCAUGCUUCGCGAUAUACACACGGACGGAUGCACAGACAACUUGCACAACUGGCCGCGACAGGCGCGAGAAGAGACAGAUCGGCGCGACUUGGCGGCUUGUCGCGUGUUGGCAGCACAACUCACGCGCGAGAGCCGCGACAAACUCGCGAUCAGUACGGCUACCACCAGUUUUGACAUUGACAUAACGCUCACGUUUAAACGGCCUCCUAGCCUAGUCGGUAUUGACCCUGCCUACGAAGUAGGAGGUCCCGGGUUCGAAUCCUGGUGUAGUGAGAUUUUGAAUAAAAUUAUAGUAGAAUGCAUGAAUGGUUACAGUUUGGUGGCUUAUGCUGCUCUGCAAUGUUUUAAUUUGAUUCAAGACUAAC